CAGAAACAAGGUUGGACAAGUUGCAUUUCCGAUUUCGCCGGUUGCCUCCACAAUGCUCAUGGAGUCACACGCCGCGAUGUACUACCCCAACAGCCCAUAUUACUACCACAAUAGUACGACGAUGGCACCGCCGCCGCCGCGCAAGUCGCCGUACGAGCUCAAGUGCAAGUACGCCUUCAAGAACUGCACCAACGUUCGUAGCCAAAAGCGCACGGGCGGGCUCCACACGCUCUGCGAAUUCCACCGGCAAAAGGCCAACGAAAUUCAAAAGGCAUAUGCACAAAAGAAGCGACUCAACCCCAAGCCGCCGUCGCCGUCGCAGCCGACAAGCGUCGAGCCCAUCCCGUUCAGCGACGGGCGCACCGACGAGGCGGCUAUCGCGUUUGAAGACUGCUUGGACCUGAUACGCCUCCUCCGAUAGCCGAUUCGAGUGGCGCGGCAGCUACUUAUAUACUACUGUACUACAUCCUUUUUCCAUGUCAUGCACUACUAGUAGUUAAUUAGUUUAGCGCGAAAUGCGAUAUCGUGCUCGCAAC
Messenger RNA from Saprolegnia diclina VS20, 536 nucleotides. RefSeq lists its product as hypothetical. Lineage: Eukaryota; Oomycota; Saprolegniomycetes; Saprolegniales; Saprolegniaceae. The coding region runs from base 53 to 421 and encodes 122 amino acids. The record is from RefSeq and is a predicted model, not a curated record. The transcript has a single exon.